Musca domestica (house fly) is the source of this 774-nucleotide messenger RNA. It is a transcript of the gene ND-ACP, whose product is annotated as acyl carrier protein, mitochondrial. Gene Ontology annotation, molecular function: acyl carrier activity; acyl binding. Lineage: Eukaryota; Metazoa; Arthropoda; Insecta; Diptera; Muscidae. Gene Ontology annotation, cellular component: mitochondrion. The coding region runs from base 151 to 594 and encodes 147 amino acids. The record is from RefSeq and is a predicted model, not a curated record. The transcript has 4 exons. Gene Ontology annotation, biological process: fatty acid biosynthetic process.
CUCGAAGUCUGGCAACAAUAAAAAAAUAUGAAAUACUGGUAACAUUUAUGAAAAGAACUUCCCAUUGUUUUUGACAUUUCAGUUGCGGAGGCACAAGUUUUGCAGAAGUUUUUACAUAAUAUUCUUCUUGUAAAUUUCGGGUCUACAAAAAUGUCGCUGACUCAAAUUGCCCGUAACUGUGCCCGUAUGGCUGUCAGAGCCAAUGGAAUACGUGCUAUCACUGCCCAACCACAGAUGCGUUUAUUGCACAGAUUGGUCGCACCUGCCAUGUGCAAUGGUGUAACACAAAGCAUUUUAAAGCCCAAAUCAGUAGCCGCACAAGUGCGUUGUUAUUCCUCUAAGCUGACAAUGGAGGAUAUCAAAGAUCGUGUAUUGAAAGUUGUCGGCUCUUAUGAUAAAGUUACAAGCGAACAGCUUCGUGUUGAGUCUCAUUUCAUCAAUGAUUUGGGUUUGGACUCAUUGGAUCAUGUGGAGGUUAUAAUGGCCAUGGAAGACGAAUUCGGCUUUGAAAUUCCAGAUUCGGAUGCUGAGAAACUCUUGAGGCCAGCCGAUAUUAUUAAGUAUGUCGCCGAUAAGGAAGACGUAUAUGAAUAAAUGUGUUUACUGUCAAACAUAACUUUAACAUCAAUAAGAAUAUAAAUAAUUUAAACUAGAAAGCAAAUGUAAUUUGAACUUUUCUGGCAAAAGAAAGCUUAUCUGAAAAAUACAGCGUGUAAAAAUUACUUCUAAAUGUUAAAACAUAAAUAUAACAAAAUAGUUUUAAUUUAAUAUAAA